Cyprinodon variegatus (sheepshead minnow) is the source of this 6209-nucleotide messenger RNA. It is a transcript of the gene lrrc4.2, whose product is annotated as leucine rich repeat containing 4. The coding region runs from base 1410 to 3410 and encodes 666 amino acids. Gene Ontology annotation, biological process: modulation of chemical synaptic transmission; excitatory synapse assembly; postsynaptic density protein 95 clustering. The record is from RefSeq and is a predicted model, not a curated record. Gene Ontology annotation, cellular component: plasma membrane; postsynaptic density membrane; glutamatergic synapse. NCBI's taxonomy places the organism in Eukaryota, Metazoa, Chordata, Actinopteri, Cyprinodontiformes, Cyprinodontidae. Gene Ontology annotation, molecular function: protein binding. The transcript has 2 exons.
AGAAAAGAGAGAUUGGAGAAUAAACAAGAAGAGAUGAGGAUAGGAAUGCUGUUCCUGCUGUUUCUGUGACGGUGGGCUAGCUGUGAGAGUGCUCGCGUGGCUUGCCAUCUCUCUCGCUAAGUCUGCUUUGCACACACAAUUUUUCUUUUCCUCAGAUCCAUCAGGAAUUCUUCCUCUCAUUUUCUUUCAAGCUCCCUCAUGCCCUCUCUCUCUAUGCUACCCUGACUACUGCAGUAGUCCACCAGCCAGCAUCAAGUCUGACAGCCCUACACAUGGCUAACUGCCACAACUUACUACCUCAGCCCUGGAGAAAGAAAUAUUGACGCAAGCAGAGGGAGACUACAGGAGACAGAGCAGGGGACAAAACAAAGACCGGAGAAAAGAAUUCCCAACAUCUCUCGUGGUUUAAGGAAGCAGAUACGGAAACCAAUUCCACUGUUAUCCUCUCAGCGUCAUCUUUUCCUGUCUCUCUUUUUGCAGAAGAGGACAAGAGUGUUUUUCUGUCCCUCUCUUCUCUCUCUCUUCUCCGUCAGCCUUUUGCAAAGCUCCGACAGUGCAGCGUACCCCCCCCCACCUCCACUGAACGCCACCAUCUCUCCCACCACCCUCUACCCCCCUCCCCCCAGGAAUAGACGGAUUACUGCUAACUGUGCACACGGCAGCAUGCAGCUGCUCUGACCGGGGCCAGCCCAAUGUUAGGAGGAGGCAAGAGGAACGCAGAGGAUGGGCGAAAAGCGUGAUGACUGUGCCGGGAGUUCUUUAGUCUUUUUUUGUCUCCCAGUCUCUGUCACAACAGGGCUAAUAAGCAACCGAAAGCCCUUGGCAAAGUCACAGUAAGGAAGCUCUCUCACCCAAACAGGAAAGCAACAAACGAGCCAACACAUGCACCAGGAGCUGACAGAGAAUGGGAUUUUUUUUUUCUUUAAUUUAGUCUGUUCUUUUCUCAUCCUUUGUGGCAAUCAGCUACGUAAUGGAUUAUUGUGAUUUAUCCACUGCAUGUUGGAAUCUGCAUCCUGGUAUGAGGGGAGUCGGAAGAAGAAAGCAUUCAAGCACCUGCUAAGAUUUCAUGGCCUUACCUUUUGCGUUAAGUAUUUUCUAAGCUUAUUUAUGUUUUUAAUUUUAGAAGCCAUUUAAUGUCAACGGCUAUUAGAGUCACUUCACUUUUUUUAAGACAAGGACAAGAAAGCUUUUUCCUUCUGUUAUUUCAUGGGAAGGAUUUAUCAGUGAAUGUCAUGCACAGUUUGCUUUUAACUUUUGGGAGAAAAAGGAGCACCUUUAAACUAAUGAGCAUCUUCGUGCACUGUCGAUGGAAACUGGGAGCCUUGGGCUUCUCCAGCCAGGCUAGGGUGGUCUUUCCUUCGGUGUGUCCCAUCUCCCCCCACCAUGCAGAAUAAUGAGCCCUUCACACCAUGAGUCCGUUGGCCCAGGUUAAUGUGCAGUCUACCUGGAACACAGCCCUGCUCGCCGUGCUUUCCCUAAUGGUACCUGCUCUCAGUAUGUGCCAGUCCACAGGCCCCGACUUAGGCUCAUCAAUCCCACAGAACUGUCCAGGUGUGUGCUCGUGCACUAACCAGCUCAGCAAGGUGGUGUGCACACGCAGGGGUCUAAUCAGGGUUCCUCCGAACAUCCCAGCCAACACCAGGUACCUGAAUCUGAUGGAGAACAGCAUAGAGACUAUACAAGCUGAUACCUUUAGACAUUUGCAUCAUCUGGAGGUGUUACAGCUGGGAAGAAAUGCAAUCAGGCAAAUUGAAGUAGGGGCUUUUAAUGGUUUGACCAGCCUCAACACCCUGGAGUUGUUUGACAACAGACUAACAGUCAUACCAAGUGGAGCAUUUGAGUAUCUUUCAAAGUUGAGAGAACUGUGGCUCAGAAACAACCCAAUUGAAAGCAUUCCCUCUUAUGCCUUUAACCGAGUUCCUUCACUCAUGAGACUAGACCUUGGAGAGCUAAGGAAACUGGAGUACAUCUCUGAAGGGGCUUUUGAGGGCCUUCAUAACCUCAAGUACCUGAAUUUAGGGAUGUGCAGUCUGAGGGAGUUUCCUAAUUUGUCACCUCUCUUGGGAUUAGAAGAGUUGGAGAUUUCUGAAAAUGUUUUCCCAGAACUAAAGCCUGGGGCCUUUCUUGGGCUUAAGAAUUUACGCAAACUUUGGAUUAUGAACUCUGCCAUUACAAUCAUCGAGAGGAAUGCAUUUGAUGACAUCACUGCUUUGGUGGAGUUAAAUCUAGCCCAUAAUAAUUUAUCAUCCCUUCCCCAUAACCUGUUCACCCCUUUACAGUACCUGGUGGAGCUACAUUUACACCACAACCCUUGGCGCUGUGAUUGUGAUGUUGUUUGGCUCUCCUGGUGGCUCAGAGAAAAUAUUCCCACAAAUUCCACCUGUUGUGGACGCUGUCACACUCCAAUCCAAAUGAGGGGAAGAUACUUAGUGGAAGUUGAUCAAACAACAUUUCAGUGUUCAGCACCAGUAAUACUUGAUGCUCCAAGAGAUUUGAACAUUUCCGCUGCAAGGGUGGCAGAAAUGAAGUGUCGUACAGCAGCCAUGAGCUCUGUCCGAUGGCUUCUCCCAAAUGGGACUGUGUUAACCCAUGGUUCAGCUCACCCAAGGAUAUCUGUUCUCAACGAUGGAACUCUGAACUUUUCCAAUGUCUUUCUAUCUGACACAGGAAUUUACACUUGCAUGGUGAGCAACAUGGCAGGGAAUUCCAAUGCUUCUGCCUAUUUAAAUGUCAGUAAUGCUGAACUUAACACAUCUAACCUAUCCUACUUUUCAACUGUAACAGUGGAAGUGUUGGAACCUACAGCAGAGGAGACCCCUAAGCCCAAACCCACUUUACCUGCCUCACCCUCUGUUUUUCAACCUGUCUUUAUCUCAACACCAACUGUGCUGUUUCAAAAUACGCAAACUCCAAGGCAGGUUUCAGUCCCCACAGCCAGAAUCCCUAGUGGUCCACCUGCCAGUCUGGAUGAGAUGAUGAAAACUACAAAAAUCAUCAUUGGCUGUUUUGUAGCUGUUACCUUACUAGCAGCAGCCAUGUUGAUAGCAUUCUAUAAACUCCGUAAGAGGCAUCAGCAGAGAAGUACUGUGGCUGCAGCAAGGACCAUAGAAAUCAUACAAAUGGAGGAAGAGGUUCCACCUGUUCCUCCACCUACAUCUGGAUCUAGUGGUUCUGAUGACACAGGUUUGGUACUGCCAACUUUAGUGGAACACAACAGCAACACAUUUAAACCUGUGUAUGUCUCUUCCUCCUCUUCAUCCCGACAAGGGAGCUAUGGGGCCCACUGGACCCAAAACAACUCUCUCCAUCGCUCAGUCAGACAGCAUCACAGCCACAUCAGUAUUAUUGCUGAUCCCUAUGUCAUAAUGACCUCUCAUGGCAAAGAGAAAGUUCAGGAAACCCAAAUAUGAAUUUAACCUUCUGUAGAUGUACUUCUGACUCUGUCUAAAACUCUGCUCAUUAGUCCAUGCAAUGCACAAAGAGAAAAAUAUGAACUUUCUUUGUACAGAAGUGCAAAACAGACUUUGUUGUAUAUGGCUAUAAACACAUAUAAAUAUGAAAUAUAUAUAUGACUGAAGCCAGGCAGUGGUAAAAUGCAGAAUAUAAUAAAAAAGAAAGCAAAUUGAAACUAUUUUUUACUAUCUUGUGACUUAUAUUUCAAAAAAUUAAAUAAGUUGCUUUUUUGACUGAGACAAAAUGAUAUUGUCUAAUGAUACUAAAGAGACAGUUUGUUUUCAGCACAUUUUGGGAAAAGUAAACUCUCCUUUAAGGCACCACUUUCUAAAUGCAAAAUAAUAAAAAAAAAAAACAUUGUUUUUACUGUGCCAAAUAUAUCAUGCAAUAAAACAGAAUUCCAUGAAUUAAUUACACAUAACUUAACAUUUCUUAGAUAGCAGCAAAAUGGCACAGAUAAUUUGUUCUGAUCAGUAGCUAUCAGCCAAAUGCUUUUGGACUGCAGUUAAUAUCUGCAGCUAAGGUUUUAACUCUGUGUGUGCUGGUUUUGGUUGUAUUUCUAAUAGUGCCGAUGUUUUUUGUAGCACAUCUGAAAAUGUUUAUUUCAUGUGUACAUGAUUCCCCACAUGUUUGACUGGCAAAGUUGACAUUCAGCAUAACAACUGUUACAAAAAAAUGUAUUUUCUGUCAUCAGUUGCAAUUUGUAUUAUUUCCCUAGGUUUUUGAGAUGCUUCUUAUUGGCUUGUGUAGUGUUUAGGGCUAAUCUAGUAAUGCUUACAGCAGUUGCCUGACUCGUCUCUGCAAGGGCUCAUUCCAUAAGUAAUGUUUUGAAGGAAGUGACAUGAUGUGCAUUAAAAUGGGUCUGUUUGAUUAUUCUACUUUUAGGAUAGAAAAAAUGCAGAGGAUUUAAGUCAAAUAAAUGAAUGUCUGGAGCUUUUUCAUGGACUAAACUAAUAAAUUAUCUUAUUUUCUUUUACCCUUUAUUUUUAGCAACACUAUUUUUAUGGAACAACAAAGGGGGGCAUGGAAGUAGUAAAAAUAUUUUGUUUUUAUUUCUCUAACCUGAUAGACCUUCAUCUGAUGUUUUCCGUAUCUGAGUAUCUCUAUAUUUCUGUAAGUUGUUUAGUCUCAAAGGCCAAAGGCAGUAUUGUAAAUGGUACCUUUCCUACAUCCCAAUCGUCCUAUGCAUCUACUUAGUGUCUGCAUGAAUGGGGUUUUAAGUAAUUGGUGUACAAUGCUGCAUUAUACCCCACAGUGGGGCUCUAUGCAGGUCAAAUAGGCUAUUGGUCUUUGAUGCCUGAGCCUAGUUCUCAUCAUUAAUUUCUCUGAAGGAAAAAAAUACAUGCCUCACACAGUUCAACACAGUAUGUGUGUUCCUUUUCUUACAUGCUCAUCCUCAGAGCUGAUUGUUUUCUGAAUCUGAUAUUAAGAAGAGAACAAAAGGUGUCUGUUGUCUAUGAAAAAAUUUAUACAAAUGACAGUGCAACUUUGGCAAUAUGCAAUGCCACUUAAAAACAGCAAAGCAGUUUGUUUCUUUUUUUCAUCAGAUGUCAUAUGUGUCGGUGAAUUUCUAAGCAAUGAUCUUGAUGUCAUGCAGCUACAAGGAGGCCAGCUACCAUAACUGUGGCUUGCUUUUUGUAAUAAUUUAAAUGCCUCUUCUAUGAUGUUAAACUCAUGCCAUUUAUACAGUCACUCAGCAGUUCUCCUAUAUAUUGUAAUGAUUUUACACAUGCUAUUCAGAAAUGUAGGUUACAGGUCAUUUGAAAGUUUUAUAUUUGCAGUGUAAUUUUUCUAAUGCUAAACAAACUUGAUAUAAAGAGGAAAUUAAAAUAUGAUACCUGUGAUAACAAUAAAGCAUUUUAAAUUGACAGUGCCACCAAUAUUUAAUUUAAAUACUUUGCACUCCACAUGUUAUACCAACUGGUUUUAUUGUAUUACAGACAAAUUGAUGUUACCUUGUUAAGGAUGCAUAAAACACAUUUUGAAAAAAACAUACACACACAAAAAAAAACACUCUGUGACAUAAUCUUAAACUGAAUUUUAAAAAAUGAAACUUCAUUUUGAGUAUUUCUUAAAAUGUGUGAAAAAGAAUGAAGAAAAAGAUAUAUCUUGUAGACAAACUCACGCAUGACAAAAAUAUUUCUUCAUGUAAGGAAGUUGUUUUUUUCUGAAACAUUUAUUCCUUAAAUUGACCAAACAUUUUCUAUCACUAUCCUGCUAAAACAUCCUAUGAUAGCCACAUUACUUUAAUAGUCCUAUUUUUUGGGUAAAAUCCACUAUAUUUACAGUAUAAUUAAAUGUUUUUUUAUGAGACAUAAGUCACAGUAUUAUGCAUCAUUCACAAUGCUCUACAUUGGGCUUGCUAUCAGCAAAUGCGAACUUAUUCAAGUAAAGUUAGACAGUUAUUAUUUGCAGUGAAAAUAAAGAUUGGUGCCUUAAGCUUUACCCCUUAUGGCUAUGCUUGAGACUAUUAUUUUGAAGUAAUAAAGUGUUGUUGAAAAACUCAGCUUAUAAGCUGCUUUUGUGGAUUAAAGUGUUUGUAUGACAACAUUUAAAGGGAGCAGUAAAACGAAAGAAAAAAGAACCAGAGAGUCACACAACCUUAUUAAGAUCUUUUGCACAGAGGGAAAACUGUGACUGGCUUGCUAUUAGCUGUUAAGUUAGCAGCACCCAAAUGUGCUUUAAACACUCUUGAAAUCUGCUAAGCUAAUUCUGUUUGAAAAUUUUCCAUUUAUUGACUCCUGAAAAGCGUCAUA